Paraphaeosphaeria sporulosa is the source of this 1747-nucleotide messenger RNA. Its product is annotated as ATPase, V1 complex, subunit C. Gene Ontology annotation, molecular function: proton-transporting ATPase activity, rotational mechanism. Bases 451 to 1632 code for a protein of 393 amino acids. Gene Ontology annotation, cellular component: vacuolar proton-transporting V-type ATPase, V1 domain. The transcript has 4 exons. Lineage: Eukaryota; Fungi; Ascomycota; Dothideomycetes; Pleosporales; Didymosphaeriaceae. The record is from RefSeq and is a predicted model, not a curated record. Gene Ontology annotation, biological process: proton transmembrane transport.
GCCAUUGACGGCCGGUCGCAGCAGCUGAGCUGCCCGUUUGGAAGCCAUUUUGUGUCGUGCAGGAGGGAGGAAUCACGCAUGUUGGCCGACGGAUACAAACGGCCCAACCUGUAAUGCCCCGACCACCACUCUUUCCUUUCCGCUUUGGGACAUGGCAUCCCGUCGCAGGCCUGCGCCAUCGCUGCAACUCCAGAUCAACGCCGGCAGCUGUGCCGAGAUGCUGUUCAGGGAGUGCGAGCGAAGACGGUGCUGCCCGAGACCCCGUGUGCCGCUGUAGGCGGAGCUGUCCCUCCAGAUGCUCGGGCUGUGAGUGACGACAGGCCGCUAGAGCCGUCUGGCACCCCAAGCUUUGGAGCUCAACGGCAAGCCCACCAAGCUCACCUCCACCACCGCAUCACCAGCAGAGACCCCUGCAGCCGCGCCCUGUGCCUGCUAUUCCACCCGCCCAACAUGUCCAAGGGCACCAAGUACCUGCUGGUGUCACUCCCCUCGUCAAUAACGCCCUCGAACCACCAUGACGAAGCCCUCGACGCCCUGCGCAGCACCAUCGGCGGCGACAAUGGCCAGACGUACCCUUUUGCGAUACCCAACUUCAAGAUCGGCACCCUGGAUGCGCUGGUGCAGCAGGCAGACGACCUGGCCAAGCUCAACAACUCGUGCGAGCAGGUCGUCGCCAAGGUGGGGGACAGCUUGAAGACCAUCCUCGACGGGGACGAGGACCGCGUGCAGCAGCACAAGACCAUCAACGACAAGCCUGUUGACCAGUACCUGCGGUCCUUCCAGUGGAACAAGAUCAAAUACCGGGCAGAUAAACCCAUCGCCGACCUGAUAGACUCGCUGCAGAAGGAGAUAGCAGGCAUCGACAACGACGUCAAGGCCAAGUUCUCCCAGUACAACCAAACCAAGACCAGCCUCGCGGCCGCAGAACGGAAACGAACCGGCAACCUGUCCACAAAAUCCCUCGCCACCGUAGUAAACCCCCGCCUCAUCAUCCAAGACUCCGAAUACCUCGAUACCCACCUCAUCGCUGUCCCCAACCUGCAGGUAAAGGACUUCUACAAAUCCUACGAGACCAUAUCCGAAAAGGUCGUGCCCCGCUCUGCCGUUGAAGUCGCAAAGGAUGACGAAUUUACGCUGUUCGCCGUUGUGACCUUCAAGAAGACCUCCACCGACUUCAUACACAAGUGCAGAGAAAAGCGGUGGACACCCCGUGACUACAAGUACAAGGAGGGCGGCAAGGAAGAGGAAGCCAAGGAGGCGAGCCAGCUGGAGCAGGAUGCGAAGAAGCUGUGGGGAGAGGCGUUAAGACUAGGACGCACAGGGUACAGCGAAAGCGCCAUGAUCUGGGUCCACGUGCUGGCUCUGCGCGUGUUCGUUGAGACGGUGCUUCGAUAUGGCUUGCCAUUAGACUUCAUAUGCGGGCUGGUGCAAACAAACGCAAAGGCUGCGAAGAAAGCAAAGACCAACCUCGAUGCAAACUACUCGUAUCUCGGCGGCAAUGCGUUCAACCGUGACAACAAAGGCCGGCCCAAAAAGGACGAUUCCGCCCUUACCAGUGAAAUGCAAGCGCAGGGCCACUUGGGCGAUGCUGAGUACUCGCCUUAUGUGUACUACGAAUUUGAGAUUGUAUAGCCCGUGUACGAGUGCUGAUUGCAUGUGGAUAGCGAAUUCAUUCAGUCAGGGAACGUAUUAUGAGACCGGUCUCUCUGUAGCAAUAGAUGAGUUUUCAUCAUCGUCGAAGCUUCGU